GUGCGUCUGGCGCCGCCGCCGCCCGCCGCGUGAGAGGACGGGCUCCCCGCGCUCUUCAGCCGCGUAGUCGGGUCCCCUCCCCCCCACCUCCAGCUCCCGGAAGGUUCGUGAAGGAGAAGUCGCCGCGGAGGACGAGGAACCGCUGCUGCCGGUCCCCUGGGGCGCCAUGGCGACCGGAGCGAACGCCACGCCGCUGGACUUCCCAAGUAAGAAGAGGAAGAGGAGCCGAUGGAACCAAGACACAAUGGAGCAGAAGACAGUGAUUCCAGGCAUGCCUACAGUUAUACCCCCUGGACUGACUCGGGAACAGGAAAGAGCUUACAUAGUGCAACUACAGAUAGAAGACCUGACUCGUAAACUGCGCACAGGAGACCUGGGCAUCCCCCCUAACCCUGAGGACAGGUCCCCUUCCCCUGAACCAAUCUACAACAGCGAGGGGAAGCGGCUUAACACUCGAGAGUUCCGUACCCGCAAAAAGCUUGAAGAGGAGCGGCACACCCUUAUUACAGAGAUGGUUGCUCUCAACCCAGACUUUAAACCACCUGCAGAUUACAAGCCUCCAGCAACACGUGUGAGCGAUAAAGUAAUGAUCCCCCAAGACGAAUAUCCAGAAAUCAAUUUUGUGGGGCUCCUAAUUGGACCCAGAGGGAACACCCUGAAGAACAUUGAGAAGGAAUGCAACGCCAAGAUCAUGAUUCGGGGGAAAGGAUCAGUGAAAGAAGGGAAAGUUGGGCGUAAAGAUGGUCAGAUGUUGCCAGGCGAAGAUGAGCCUCUUCAUGCUCUAGUCACUGCCAAUACGAUGGAGAAUGUCAAAAAGGCAGUAGAACAGAUCAGAAACAUCCUGAAGCAGGGUAUUGAGACCCCAGAGGACCAGAACGAUCUACGGAAAAUGCAGCUUCGAGAGUUGGCUCGCUUGAAUGGCACUCUACGGGAAGAUGAUAAUAGGAUCUUAAGGCCCUGGCAGAGCUCAGAGACGCGCAGCAUUACCAAUACUACUGUGUGUACCAAGUGUGGAGGGGCUGGUCACAUUGCUUCUGAUUGCAAAUUUCAGAGGCCUGGCGACCCUCAGUCAGCUCAGGAUAAAGCACGGAUGGAUAAAGAAUAUUUGUCCCUUAUGGCUGAGCUAGGGGAAGCUCCUGUCCCUGCAUCUGUGGGCUCUACCUCUGGGCCUGCCACCACGCCCCUGGCUAGUGCACCAAGACCUGCUGCUCCUGCCAGCAACCCACCACCACCGUCUCUCAUGUCUACAACUCAGAGCCGCCCACCCUGGAUGAAUUCUGGUCCUUCAGAGAAUCGGCCCUACCAUGGCAUGCAUGGAGGUGGUCCUGGUGGUCCUGGAGGUGGCCCCCACAGCUUCCCACACCCAUUACCCAGCCUGACAGGUGGGCAUGGUGGGCAUCCCAUGCAGCACAACCCAAAUGGACCACCACCACCUUGGAUGCAGCCACCACCACCACCGAUGAACCAGGGCCCCCACCCACCUGGGCACCAUGGCCCUCCUCCAAUGGGUAAAUCAGUACCUGGGAAGUACGCCUGUGGGCUCUGGGGUCUAUCGCCUGCAUCAAGGAAAAGGUAUGAUGCCGCCGCCGCCUAUGGGCAUGAUGCCGCCGCCUCCGCCACCUCCCAGUGGGCAGCCCCCGCCUCCUCCCUCUGGUCCUCUUCCUCCAUGGCAGCAGCAGCAGCAGCAGCCUCCGCCACCCCCUCCGCCCAGCAGCAGUAUGGCUUCCAGCACCCCCUUGCCAUGGCAGCAAAAUACGACGACUACCACCACGAGCGCUGGCACAGGGUCCAUCCCGCCAUGGCAACAGCAGCAGGCGGCUGCCGCAGCUUCUCCAGGAACCCCUCAGAUGCAAGGCAACCCCACUAUGGUGCCCCUGCCCCCCGGGGUCCAGCCGCCUCUGCCGCCCGGGGCCCCUCCCCCUCCGCCGCCUCCGCCACCUGGUUCCGCCGGCAUGAUGUAUGCCCCACCCCCUCCUCCUCCGCCUCCCAUGGACCCUUCUAACUUUGUCACCAUGAUGGGCAUGGGGGUGGCGGGCAUGCCGCCCUUCGGGAUGCCUCCAGCUCCCCCACCGCCUCCACCACAGAACUAGACUUGUUUUUUUUUUUUUAAGAAAAUAUAUAUUAUAUACAUAGAGAGUUGGUCUCUUAUAAACACACGCCGAACCUCACCAUAUGGAGCCAGACAUUGGGAUGCACGCAUGUGAUUGUGUGUGCACGCAUGUGUGUGUGUGCACGCACUGGGCUGGGCCAAGUGACUGGACUCGCUUGGGAAACGGGCAGUGGUAGUGGGGCGCCAGCUUGAGCUUUCCUGGCACCUGUAGCAUCGAGUGUCUUCUUUGUCUUCUCUCCUCACCCAACUCCCUCUGCCUCUCCCCAAACCGGGCCGCCAGGAUCCCUCCCCGCGGCAGCGAUGGCCCGAGCCAUGAGAGUGAGGACUUUCCGCGCCCAUUGGUGACCCUUCCAGGCAGACAGCCUCAGCAGCGCCCCUGGUGGACAGGAUGGUUCGGCAAAGCAGCCUGAGUUAUUUUUGUGGACGGAAUCGGAACACACUGGCUCCAUAUUGUGAAAUUUUUAUUAAUUUUUAUCUUUUUCCUUUGUUAUUUCCUUAUCUUUUCCUUUCUUCAGACUCCGUCCAAGGAGAUGCUCUCCCCGGUCUUCUGCUGCAGAUAGGAUCCUUCCCUUGUCUCCAUUCCUCUCCUCCCAAAGGGAGAGGGGCAAAUGGUUUAGGUACAGGCUUUGGCUAUUAAUGUCAGGCUUGGUGGUGGGAGUGGGGGGUCCUAUGGUUCUAAUUGUUGAAGGGCUUCAGCCACAUUCAAAAUAAGUAGGUGGUUUAUCUUUGACAUCUUUUAAAGAGUCUGGAUAAAUCUGACUCGUUGCUCAAUAGGGUUUAUUUGGCAGUGGGAUUCACAUCUUCCUGCACUCCUGCCAGCAGUACAGGGCACAGCCCAAGCCACCAUAGGCCAGCCUGGAGUCUUUUUCAUGCUCUGGUCACCCAAGCUGCCUCAGAACCCAUUUGCUUCUCUCCUUCCUGGAAAGCUUCCCUUUAUGUUUUAUUUUGACCCCAGAUGUCCAGAUGUUUUGCAGUGUCUGGGGCUUGUGUCCCUUGUUCUUCGUUCUGCUGCUUUGCCCCUUCCUUCCCUCUUCAUGGAGUGAUUAUGUUGAUAAUAAUGUGUAAUGCGCGUUCUUUUCACUGGUUUAUCUACAGAAAUUUCUCUGGGCCUUUUUUUCUGUGUUUGAUUCAACACUGCACUAAGGGGGAAAUGUUCCAUUGAAUAAAAGAGCAGUGUGGUUUUCCGGGUCCGUUUCUUUUCUUUUAAAACCUUUUUCCUGACCAUCAGCACCAAGUUUUACCUACCUACCCUGGCCCCAGCUCCUGCAUGUGAAUGGCUUCAGCCCCUCACUUUUUCUAGUUUCUAGUUGAUAGAACUGAAAAGCAGGCUCACUCCACAUUUCAGGAGUCUUUGUCAUUGUGACAGCCUUUUCCUGGGGCUCCGACCCCCACCCACAUUGAUGAGCUCUAGAUAGGAUUUGUGUCUCCUAGCUGCUGCCCGACUUAAGGACCUGGACCUGGGGAGGCAUCAGCACUAAAGGUCACGCUAACUAAUCCUGCUUGUCGGGCACAGAGCUGCUAAAAUUAAAACUGCCAAGUGGCUUUUUUUCUUUCUCUGCUGGUGGCUCUCAGCCUGCCAGGACUGCAGGUCUAGGGGAGUAGUAGGGACAAAACGUGGUGCCCUGUGCUGAGUGGCCACGUCUACAGAGUCUUCUGCAGUUCUCCUGUUUAGGGUACUAGGAAAAUCACCCCUUGUGUCUUUGUGAGAGCCACGUCUUUGGCAGCUCAUACAGCUGCUGCUGCUUUGUCUAGAGGCUUGAGGGCAGUUGCUGUCUACCCUUAGGCUUCCUAACCAAGCCCUCAACUAGAGGUUUUCCCUAUUGUCUUUAACCUUACAGUGUGGGGGCAGGGCCUGGCCACCCUCUUCGACCUUGGCUUUACCUCAUUGCUUCCCUCACAAUCUUGGUUUCCCUGGUGGGCUCAUUGGGCGGUUAAUUAGCUCUUUGAAGCUCUGGAAGCGGCAAAGUGGCGCUGUGUGGGUUUUAGAAGUAAAAUCAAUAAAUGACUUAACCAUG
Molecule: messenger RNA, 4125 nt
Organism: Mus musculus (house mouse)
Lineage: Eukaryota; Metazoa; Chordata; Mammalia; Rodentia; Muridae
Gene: Sf1
Product: splicing factor 1
Exons: 13
Coding region: 167-2002 (611 amino acids)
Biological process (GO): negative regulation of smooth muscle cell proliferation
Cellular component (GO): U2AF complex; spliceosomal complex; nucleus
Molecular function (GO): identical protein binding; RNA binding; zinc ion binding
Source: RefSeq, marked validated